AGCGUUGCAGCAACACUCGUCAGUUCCUUUCCGGAGCCGAUCACGUUCAGUACGCGUUCGCUCCUCGUCGCGUUCACCACCGCUACACUACUCGUAACGAAGCCGCGGUGAUAACAUAUCCAUUUAUUAUCCCCUCGGACGACGCAUCGGAACAAAUUUACGAUCAAUAUCACACGUGUCCACCCCGCGCCGUUCUAUCAGUUAUCCGAUUGCGUAUAAUUAUUAUUUUAAAAUUAUCGCACGCGACACGACGUUUGUCCGUCGCACUUUGUGUUCAUAUAAUAUAAGAGAUCGUCGCGCGCGCAAAAAAUCCCGCUAAAUGGGUGUACUGGGCAACGCCGACAACCGCAGCAACAACGUCGUCGUCAGCAGGUCCGUCGCUGUAGCUCCCGAACCUCCGUGCCAGUGUACCGUAGACCAUUUCUUGGCGCCGCUCAAGUUCAAAAUGAAAGGUCUCAAGAAAAUCCGCAAGAAAAUCGGCCUAGCACCGAAAUCUGGCACCGGCGCUGUCAAUCUUAACCUACCGCCGUUGAGGUUUCAUAACGUACAUGGCGAAAAUAUCCGGCUGUACAAAGACGGGUUUGUCGCCAGACGGGUAGACAGCUUUUGCAAGGGAGUUGCGUUCAGCAGUCGGCCGGUUGCCAUCAAUGAAAAGGUGUACAUCAAGUUCCUGGAGAUAUCCGACAAUUGGAGCGGCGUACUCCGGUUCGGGUUUACCAGCGAAGACCCGUCGAACGUCAAAAAAGUUCCGAAGUACGCUUGUCCCGAUCUGACCAGCAAAUCGGGAUUUUGGGCGAAAGCGCUUAGUGAACGGCACGCAGUUCAGGAUGGUUUGCUAUUUUUCUAUGUUGACGCUGGUGGCGACGUCCAUUAUGGCCUCAAUGGCGAGUCUAAAGGCGUGUUCAUGCAGGGUAUUGAUACCAGGUCACCGCUGUGGGUGUUGUUGGACAUUUACGGAAAUUCGACCAUCGUCGAGUUUUUCGACUGCCGUCCACAGCUGAAUAACAACAGGGCUUCCAGAAGCGAUGAAUUGGAAAUCUCUUCUCAGCUGUCCUCCGUAACCAUAUCUGGCUCUUCGGCGGUGGUUCCGUCUCCUCCACGCUGUCAAGCAGUAGACAACGUAGAACCGUUAGGACUAGUGCGUAAGGGCCGUCACGUGAUGAUCAGUAUGAAAGACGGUGUGCCGUGCGUGGGCACCAGGCUGUCGACAGCCUUUUUCCAAGGGUACACGUUCACGAAACGGCCGCUGCAAAUCGGCGAGAAAUACCUAGUACAGAUCACAAAGACCAGUCAGCUGUACGUGGGCAGCCUUUCGUUCGGCGUAACGUGUUGCGACCCGAGCAGCAUCGGCAUCGGUGAACUGCCCGACGAUCCCAACCAGCUGGUCGACCGGCGCGAGUACUGGGUCAUGAGCAGGAACGUCGCGGAAGAGACCAAGCCCGGCGACGUGCUGAUAUUCUCCAUCAACAACAACGGCGAAGUGUUGUGCAGCAAAAACGGAAACCCAGAAAUCGUGCUGAUGUGCGUGGACCACUCGCAAACGCUGUGGGGGGUGUUCGACAUUUACGGCACGACCACGCAGAUCGUCGUGUCGAAAAUGCAAGCCCCCCGGCCGUCCGUGGGCUGCACCCCGAACGCCAUCGUGCAUUCUUCACCACAACCGUCGACCUCCUACGAGACGGUGUCGUCGGCCGCUCAGCCGACUGUAUGCUACGCGCCGCAGCAACCAAUGGUUCGGUCAAACAUCCUGGAAGUGAACACGGACGCCAAUGGCGGUACCGUGCUCAUCGUAAACCUACCCGCUGCUCAGACCAACCAGAUGUGUCAUCCGUCACCGGCCCUGUCGCAGGCGUCUUCCGGCAUGCAGCACAAUCAGCAAAUGUCCGCUAGACCGCCGUCCGUCACCAUCCAACAGAUACAGCCAAGAGUCGCUCCUGUCCAACAACCGCAUCUUCCGGAGCAAUUGCCUUCCGGCGAAGGAGAAUGUUCGAUUUGUUUCGAAAGAGCAGUUGACUGCGCUUUGUACACAUGCGGGCAUCUGUGCAUGUGCUACGAAUGCGCUAAGAAACAAUGGGUACGUUUGGGCCGUUGUCCGAUUUGCCGUGCUGUUAUUAAAGACGUUAUCAAGAUUUACAAAUAAAUAUUGUCUUCCUUGGUCUUUCUGUUAUUCUUUUUGGGCAUUGUUUGUUAACUUUUUUAAUUAUUAUUGUAAAUAACUAUUGCCAAAUAA
Messenger RNA from Melanaphis sacchari, 2230 nucleotides. It is a transcript of the gene neur, whose product is annotated as protein neuralized. Gene Ontology annotation, molecular function: ubiquitin protein ligase activity. NCBI's taxonomy places the organism in Eukaryota, Metazoa, Arthropoda, Insecta, Hemiptera, Aphididae. The transcript has 6 exons. The record is from RefSeq and is a predicted model, not a curated record. The coding region runs from base 320 to 2140 and encodes 606 amino acids.